AUGUCGCCCGCCAUUCGACGCUUAAUGAAAGAGGCGGCAGAACUUUCCGAAUCGGCGCCCUCUCCAUCACCGCAUUUCUGUGCGCAUCCCGUUUCUGACUCGAAUCUAUUUGAUUGGCACUUCACAUUGGCUGGCCCUCCGGCUCCAUCGCCAUACGCCGGAGGAAUCUAUCAUGGCCGCAUCGUCCUACCACCAACGUACCCAUUGAGACCGCCGUCCUUUCGCUUUCUGACACCAUCCGGGCGAUUUGAAGUCAAUCGUGAGAUCUGCCUCAGUAUCAGUGGCCACCAUGAGGAAACGUGGCAACCCGCGUGGGGGAUACGUACUGCACUGACAGCCAUCAGAAGCUUUAUGGAUGGGGACGCUAAGGGGCAAUUAGGUGGUUUAGACGCGCCAGAAGAUGUGCGGAGGAUGUGGGCUGAGAAAAGCCGAACAUGGAGUUGUGAAUGUAUGGGCGGAAAGACAAAUGAAAAAGUCCUCAAUGAGUGGCGCGCGGUUUGUUCACGAAAGGGUAUAUCCGUGGACGAUCAGGAUCGGGAGACAGUGCCCGAGGAGUUACGAAUGAGCUAUAAGAACAGUGCCAACGAAUGCCAAUCACGGUCGAUUGCCAAUGCAGUCGACAUGCAAGAAGAGUCGUCUACUGGCCCAGCAGCAGCCACUAUAAGCUCAACACAGCAAGAGCCUUUGCCAUCACCUUCACCAGAUACGUCGAUGCGUGAUCACAGCAUCGUCCACAAUAUCUCCGACACCAACGCCCACAACCACAAUGGCUAUGACUACAUCACAUACGAGCACAGUGAGUAG
Messenger RNA from Talaromyces stipitatus ATCC 10500, 804 nucleotides. RefSeq names its product ubiquitin conjugating enzyme (UbcF), putative. Lineage: Eukaryota; Fungi; Ascomycota; Eurotiomycetes; Eurotiales; Trichocomaceae. The record is from RefSeq and is a predicted model, not a curated record. The coding region runs from base 1 to 804 and encodes 267 amino acids. The transcript has 2 exons.